AUGCUUGAAGGUUCCUUGAAAAGUUUCCAUGAUGCUUUCAGGGGCUCCAAGGUCCUUCGAAAGGAACCUGGAGAUGAUAAGUCCUUGAGAAGGUUCCAGGCGGCCGGUGAUGGAGCAGGGGGGCCGGGGGGACCGGGGGGACCGGGGGGCCCGGGGGGACCGGGGGGACCGGGGGACCGGGCGGACCGGGGGGACCGGGCGGACCGCGGCAGAGACAGCAGCCUGCUGAAGAACCAGCCGUACGACGAGAGCCUGGAGGUGGUCGACUCCGAGGAGGUGGCGAGCGUGUACAGCCCGACCCCCCGCAGCCUGAGACAGGUAGAGUCCAGGCGGAGCAGGAGGGGGCGUGGCCUAAUGUCAGCCACCAUUGGCACUGACCAAUUUGGGGCUGACCAAAAGGCUCACAGGGCCAACGAGGCCACCAGGAGGCCACUCGGGGUCAGUCCACACGAGGAAGAGGACGACGACGACGAUGACGACUCUGAUGAAGAGGAGGAUGACUCGGAUGACGACGACGAUGAAGAUGAUGAUGAACCCAGUGCGGCUCCAGAGGGGGCGUACGACCCUGCGGACUACGCCAACCUGCCCGUCAGCAGUGACAUCAAAGAGCUGUUCCAGUACAUCACACGAUACAGCCCUCAGAACAUAGAGCUGGAGCACAGCCUGAAGCCCUUCAUCCCAGACUUCAUCCCCGCUGUGGGAGACAUCGACGCCUUCCUCAAGGUACCGCGGCCGGACGAUAAAGAGGACAGUCUGGGUCUGCUGGUUCUGGACGAGCCGAGCGUGAAGCAGUCGGAGCCCACGGUGCUGACGCUGUGGCUGUCAGAGGAGAGCAAGCAGCACGGAGCGCCCGAGAUGAAGAAGGUGACGAGUGUGCCGAGUCCUCAGUCGAACCCUCGUGUGGUCGACAGCUGGGUGGAGAGCAUCAGCGCCCUGCAUCGCUCGAAGCCUCCGGCCAGCGUGCAGUACGGCCGGGCGAUGCCCGACAUCGACAGCCUGAUGCAGGAGUGGCCGGCAGAGCUGGAGGAGCAGCUGGGCCGCCUGCAGCUGCCCCCCGCCCGCCUCGGCUGCAGCACCGCCCGCUACGCCGACGUCAUCUGCGGUCUGCUCGACAUCCCCGUCCACAACUCCAGAAUCCAGAGUCUGCACCUCCUGUUCAGUCUGUACCUCGAGUUCAGAGACUCCCAGCACUUCACACGCAGAGCCUGACAGCACACACACACACACGGGCUGCACACACACACACACACACACACACACACACAC
Molecule: messenger RNA, 1266 nt
Organism: Labrus bergylta (ballan wrasse)
Lineage: Eukaryota; Metazoa; Chordata; Actinopteri; Labriformes; Labridae
Gene: ift46
Product: intraflagellar transport 46 homolog (Chlamydomonas)
Biological process (GO): intraciliary transport; cilium assembly
Cellular component (GO): motile cilium; centrosome; intraciliary transport particle B
Source: RefSeq, a predicted model, not a curated record